AUGUGGGACUCUGUAUACCCAUCUGGCUCUGCUACAAGAAUGAAUAAACCGCCGGCCGAAGUUGAAGCACAAGGCAUUGCAGAGGGCGUUUGUGCACAAAACAAUCUCCUAAUAUCCCUUCCCGAUGAUCUGCUCUUCAAGAUCCUGCUGAACCUCUGUGCUCAAGACAUUUACAGGGCAAGUCUCGUCUGUCGGAGGUUGUACUACCUCACGAUCCGAUCCGAGGAUUUCGUAAACCUCCACCUCCAGCAGCAAACUGACGAAUACGGCCUCUUCUUCCAAUAUGCCCCAACACGUGUUUAUUUUUCUCCCUAUCACGCGAUUUUCGUGUCUAUGAAACAGGGGCGUGUCACGGUAUCCCACUACAACUUUGCUGACAAAUCCAGAUUUAUCAGGCUGACUAGCUGCAACGGCCUCAUCCCUCAGUACAAUUGGUGGGAACCCUUGUCCGGCGUCCACUUGGCCAACCUUGUGACGGGAAAAGUCUUGCAACUCCCUCCGCUCCCGAAAAAUGCAAAGUCAAUGUGUUGUUGCUUGGGGUACACGAAGGCUUCACAAGCAUACAAGGUGGUCUUGGAAUACAAUGAUACUGAUAGGGGAAAGACACGGGCCAUAUUGACCCUGGGUGUCGAUAGUUUGUGGAGGCAUCUUUCAACCCACCAUUGUCAAUAUUUGCCGGACUCUAGCCUCAGUAGCCCAUUGGUGACAGAGGGUUUUAUUCAUUUGAUUUUUGGGAAGACUGUCAUGACUCUGAAUGUAGAGACAGAGGUUAUGACCAAGACGCGGGCCCCAGUAUUCCCCGAGUAUCCUCGCAGGGUCAUCAAUUGGUGGUACCUGUCAACGGGGAAGUCUCUCACUCUAGUGGUUGAAGUUAAGUACUGCGUGUUUCGAGUUUGGGAGAUGGUGUUUGGGGACAAUUAUAAUUAUUGGAGGGAAUGGGAACGUAAAAUUGCAUUGGGAAAUCGAAAUAAAAUUAAAGAUUUGUUUAUUGAGCCGGUCGGUUGGUUGCAGCAGAUGGAGGUGUUGGUGUUUUAUGGAUGUUCCAUGAAAGGGCCUAGCGUUGCUUUUUACGUGGUUAUUGCUACUGGAGAAAUCGGAUGGAUCACCUCCUUAUGGAAAGGGUUGGCUGGGGAACGUUAUUCAAUUCUUGGUCCAGGGAAGAAAAAGGAGGGAAAAGUCUUUCAGAGAGCUGCCAAGCCAUCUUGGCUCGUCAAAACAGCCGGCUGCUUUGUGAUGAGGCUCGUUUGUGAUGAUUCUUUCGGGAAGAAGGUGAGGACUGAGGAGAGAUGUGGUAAUUGCAAGUUAAUGGGCCUUCUCGAGAUAAAUGAGCUGAAACGGGGACAGGCUCCAUUCCUGAGGUGCUCCUAG
Molecule: messenger RNA, 1368 nt
Organism: Striga hermonthica
Lineage: Eukaryota; Viridiplantae; Streptophyta; Magnoliopsida; Lamiales; Orobanchaceae
Source: the annotation of a GenBank genome assembly